UGGAAGCCCGAGGACUUAGACAACAUGAAGAAGGUCCGCCUGCCCGCCAAGCACAUCUGGCUGCCCGAUGUGGUGCUCUACAACAACGCCGACGGCAUGUAUGAGGUCUCCUUCUACUCCAACGUGGUGAUCUCCUACGAUGGCAGCAUCUUCUGGCUGCCACCAGCCAUCUACAAGAGCGCGUGCAAGAUCGAGGUGAAGCACUUCCCCUUCGACCAGCAGAACUGCACCAUGAAGUUUCGCUCCUGGACCUACGACCACACCGAGAUCGACCUGGUGCUCAAGAGCGACGUGGCCAGCCUGGACGACUUCACGCCCAGCGGCGAGUGGGACAUCGUGGCGCUGCCAGGGCGGCGCAAUGAGAACCCCGACGACUCCACCUACGUGGACAUCACCUACGACUUCAUCAUCCGGCGCAAGCCGCUCUUCUACACCAUCAACCUCAUCAUCCCCUGCAUCCUCAUCACCUCCCUGGCCAUCCUGGUCUUCUACCUCCCGUCCGACUGCGGCGAGAAGAUGACGCUCUGCAUCUCCGUCCUGCUCGCCCUCACCGUCUUCCUGCUGCUCAUCUCCAAGAUCGUGCCGCCCACCUCGCUGGACGUGCCCCUGGUGGGCAAAUACCUCAUGUUCACCAUGGUGCUGGUGACCUUCUCCAUCGUGACCAGCGUGUGCGUCCUCAACGUGCACCACCGCUCGCCCACCACGCACACCAUGCCGCCCUGGGUCCGCACCCUCUUCCUCCGCAAGCUCCCGGCGCUGCUCUUCAUGAACUUGCAGCAGGAGGACCAAAUUUGGGCAACAACCUCCAGCAGGCACAGGACCAGGGCAGCCCAGGACACUCCAGUCUCUACAAGCCUUUACCCUGUCCGGCCACAGCACAUCUGGGCACGGGAGUCCUUCCCCUACCUCUCGGCGGGGGCAGAGCGCUCGGCACUGCACGCGGCAGGGAGACACACAAGCCCGAAGCACAGCAAGAGCGAAGGGCUCGCUCCCACUUAA
Molecule: messenger RNA, 999 nt
Organism: Struthio camelus australis
Lineage: Eukaryota; Metazoa; Chordata; Aves; Struthioniformes; Struthionidae
Source: RefSeq, a predicted model, not a curated record